AUGGGUAAAUGCCGUUGCAAACGUUGCGGAAAUAUAUUAAUACUCGGUGAGGAUCACUCUUGCUCCAAUUACAAAAAUUUUGACUACAGGUAUUUAAUACAACAGCGAGCAGAAUCCGAUGACAACCUUGAUGAAGGAAACGAUAAAUCUACGGAAAGUUCGAAUGACAAUUCUCAGAAUUUAAGUCGUGCUUUUGGACGAAACGAAAGUAAAGGAUCAGUGCUCAGAAGUUUGCUUCUAUUUCAAAAUAAUGAAAGAAACAAGUCUACGAAUUCUGCAGGGAGCUCCAACUAUGCACAACCAAGGAAUCCUUCUGAUAGUUCAUUUUUUCAUCCCAUUUCAGAUUUUCAAGCGAUUCAAGUCCAAACAAAUGAAAAUGCCUCUUUUACGGCUUCUUCAGAAAAUGCUGAAUCUAAUAACAGACAUGAAAAUGAUUUUAUCGAAACCUAUAAGAGAGAACAAUCUGCUGCCGGAUCGAGUGGUAUUGAAAGUAAAAGAUCAGUGCUCAGAAGUUUGCUUCUAUUUCAAAAUAAUGAAAGAAACAAGUCUACGAAUUCUGCAGGGAGCUCCAACUAUGCACAACCAAGGAAUCCUUCUGAUAGUUCAUUUUUUCAUCCCAUUUCAGAUUUUCAAGCGAUUCAAGUCCAAACAAAUCAAAAUGCCUCUUUCACGGCUUCUUCCGAAGUCUGUUAUGCUGAAUCUAAUAACAGACAUGAAAAUGAUUGUAUCGGAACCUAUAAAAGAGAACAAGCUGCUGCCGGAUCGAGUGGUAUUGACAUACAAAAUCAAAGUGGAUCAAGUGGAUCGAAUCUGAUGCAUGCGAAACCUGAUAAAGAACGUAAAAUGUCUCUUCAAGAUAGCAAAUCGCAUUCUUUGAAAAAAGAUAAAAAGGAUUUUAUGGAUGAUCUAGAAAAUGUUAUCAGAAAUCCUCUUUCAGAUACUAACAAUAUAUCUGGAAAUGCGAAUUCAACUGAGAAUCCUGAUUUACCACCAGGAGAUAACGUGCUGAAAAAUUGCAAAAUGCAAGUGUCAGAAUGUGUAAAUGAUGAACAUAUUUUACCCGAAGUGCCAUCUCAGGUUCACAGUAAGAAGACGAAAGUAGUUACCUACAUGAAGGAACCUCAUUCUACCAAAAAAGAUGACAAUGUUGUGGCUGGACCUUCAGGACUCUGUGCCCGUAAGAAGAAAUUUCCUAAGACCUGCAGUGGGAAAGAUACUCUUAAACCGAAUUAUCAAACACACACUGGCAAUGAGCCCUUUAUGUGUAAUAUAUGCAAGAAAAAAUUCUCUUCUAAAUCAGAUUUCGACCGACAUUACAGAACGCACACUGGCGAAAAGCCUUAUGAAUGCGCUAUAUGCAGGAAAAAAUACAGUCGGAAAUCAUAUCUCAUCAUCCAUUAUCGAGUACAUACUGGCGAAAAGCCUCAUGUGUGUGAAUUUUGUAAUAAAGGUUUUUCUCAAAAGGGUUGUCUUAAAAUACAUGUAAGGACACACACUGGAGAAAAGCCUUAUGUGUGUGAAGUUUGUAAUAAAGGUUUUUCUCAAAAGGGUGAUCUUAAAAUACAUGUAAGGACACACACUGGAGAAAAGCCAUAUAAAUGUCCAUCUUGUGAAGAGUCUUUCAUAAACAGCAGCAAUUGUAAAAAGCAUCACAAAAGAAAACACGAGUGA
Molecule: messenger RNA, 1671 nt
Organism: Argiope bruennichi
Lineage: Eukaryota; Metazoa; Arthropoda; Arachnida; Araneae; Araneidae
Product: zinc finger protein 239-like
Exons: 1
Coding region: 1-1671 (556 amino acids)
Biological process (GO): regulation of transcription by RNA polymerase II
Cellular component (GO): nucleus
Molecular function (GO): RNA polymerase II cis-regulatory region sequence-specific DNA binding; DNA-binding transcription factor activity, RNA polymerase II-specific
Source: RefSeq, a predicted model, not a curated record